AUGAAUAUGAAAUUUAUCUUUAACCCGUUUUAUUUCUUUUUCUUUUUCUUCAUCUACUACCAUUGUUCCUUCUUAAGUCGCACCUUUAUCCUUUCGUCAUCUUUUCUUUCUUUCUUUCUUACUUUCUUUCUUCCCUUCUUUCUUUCUUUCUUUCUUUCUUUCUUUUGUUUUUUUUUCUACUUCCUACCCUAUGCUUUGUCCAUCUCCUUUAUCUUAUUUCUUUUACGAUUUUCCUUUCUUUUUUUUCCCUACUUUUUCCCCCUCCUCCUCCUCCUUCGUCUUCUUCAAAUUACACUUGACUCAACAUAUCUAUCUAUCUAUCUAUCUAUCUAUCUAUCUAUCUAUCUAUCUAUCUCAGUCUGUUCAUAUCUAUCUAUCUAUCUAUCUAUCUAUCUAUCUAUCUAUCUAUCUAUCUCAGUCUGUUCAUAUCUAUCUAUCUAUCUAUCUAUCUAUCUAUCUAUCUAUCUAUCUAUCUGUCUGUUUGUCUGUCUGUCUGUCUGUCUGUCUCAGUCUGUUCAUAUCUAUCUAUCUAUCUAUCUAUCUAUCUAUCUCAGUCUGUUCAUAUCUAUCUAUCUAUCUAUCUAUCUAUCUAUCUAUCUAUCUAUCUAUCUGUCUGUCUGUUUGUCUGUCUGUCUGUCUGUCUGUCUCAGUCUGUUAAUAUCUAUCUAUCUAUCUAUCUAUCUAUCUAUCUAUCUAUCUAUGAUUGUAUUCCAUUUAACUGCCGCGUAUAAUUAG
Acanthosepion pharaonis is the source of this 735-nucleotide messenger RNA. Lineage: Eukaryota; Metazoa; Mollusca; Cephalopoda; Sepiida; Sepiidae. The record is from the annotation of a GenBank genome assembly.